This is a messenger RNA of Lindgomyces ingoldianus, 1102 nucleotides long. RefSeq lists its product as uncharacterized. NCBI's taxonomy places the organism in Eukaryota, Fungi, Ascomycota, Dothideomycetes, Pleosporales, Lindgomycetaceae. The record is from RefSeq and is a predicted model, not a curated record. The transcript has a single exon. The coding region runs from base 111 to 947 and encodes 278 amino acids.
GGAGAGGAAUGUUUCCGUACCGGUCCUCACAAGGCUGAGAUAUGGAGUAGAUAAGAGCCGCAAACCCCUUCCACCCUAUGCGUCCUAUUAGCAUCCUAAUCACAGGAAAGAUGACCUCUCGACUCCCUAUUGUCAGCAGAACAAAUGUCGCCGGCUUUCCCAAGCCCUCAGGGACCAAACUCUCAACGAGCCGGUGCUUAACUCCGAGUGUUCCAAGCCCUUGCAAUGUCGACGGUCCCUCCGAGGAGAAUUAUCCUAUAUUGUUGUACGACAAAUACGUGUACUGGCCCCUUUCGUAUGAGGAUGGCCGCUUCUCUUUCGCUAUCGUCCGUACCUCGAAUAUUUCGACCAAGCCGAUUGAUAUGUUGGAGAUCAAAGGCGCAAAAUGCAUUGAUUCGAUCGAACUCUCCCCCGGAAAUGAGUCUGUCAGCUUCAUCGGCCACGACAAUAAGGCUGUCUCGGUUGCAUUUAACGACCUUGCUGCCUCUCCGGUACUGCCCACCGCACAGUCGCCGCUCUCUUCUCUAUCUUCGGCUCCUGUUUACGACACCUCCGACCUCGAAGAUGAUUUGGAGGUUGGUGCAAUUGUAGGAAUCGUUGUCGGGUCCGUCCUAGGGGCCAUGAUUACUGUUAUUGGAAGCUAUCUAUACUGGCAAAUGCUUCGACGGAAAAGAAGAGCGGUCUCACUCAGUGGUCGACAAAGGCUUUCGACGGAGGAGCUAAGAAAUGGAGAACCAGACAGUAGAGAUCGGUCUUCCCUUUUGGGUUAUGGCAGGAGGGGAUCAUGCCGCCCGACAGAUAGUCGUUCCAUUGUUUCAAGCCAUGGAAACCCCAGCAACAUUCCGGAUUAUGGCACGCUUGUUCGUUCCGAAACUUUUAGUUCGAUUGGUAGCAAUCCUCUUGAUGACGGGCCAGGAGACUCACAUCAAAGUAACGGAAGUCGAUAAAGGAAGAAAGGUGGAGACUAUUUGAGAUCAUGUUUCCUUAAUUAUCAUGGUCGCGGUUAUUUUGUGCUCGAUAUUUGUGAAUUGGCAAUAAGUAAUUUACGAUUCACACUCCAAUCUCUCGACAGUUUUGUUCAGGGUACCCAGCCACCACUGCG